AUGGAUAAUCCUGCAAAACAUAUUGUUAAUCAAAGUUUUGUCGAAUCAUCAUAUAGUAGAACAGGUACUGCUAGUACCACAACAAUUAAUCAGCACCAUCAGUCAUCAGUGCAGUCGUAUCUCAAACAAGGGACAAAUGAUAAUCAAGAGAAAAGCUUACCACAACAGAAUAGUUUAUUAACAAGAACAAGUGAUCAAGCUAAAGAACUACGAGGACAUAAUCAACAAAGACUAAAAGUACUUAAUAAAUAUUCAUCAAGAAAAACAAAAAAAACUAAACAUCAGGAAUUUGGUUCAUGGUCAAAUGUCACGGAUUUUAAGGAUUUUCAAGAUCGAAAGUCGAAUAGAAACAAAAAGAAACUAUAUUUUAAUGAAAUUUGUUGUCGAUGUUCACUCAUGUCUUUAUUACUGUUGCUAACUGCUCUUGUUGGUAUUAUUGGCAUAAUUGUUGCUGCAAUAGUUAUUCCCUUGGUCAUAAAACCACAAGCGGCAACAGCAACAACAACAAUCAUAUCAACAGUAACAACAACAACAAUAACGACAGCAACAACAACAACAGCAUCUACAACAACAACAUCUACAUCAACAGCAACAACAACAACAACAAUAACGACAGACACUACAACAACAACAUCCACAACAACAACAAAAACAACGUCUACGUCAGCAACAACAACAACAAGUAAGACAACAUUUGUGUUAUUAUUCGCUUAA
Messenger RNA from Rotaria sordida, 714 nucleotides. The record is from the annotation of a GenBank genome assembly. Lineage: Eukaryota; Metazoa; Rotifera; Eurotatoria; Philodinida; Philodinidae.